This is a messenger RNA of Paramecium octaurelia, 843 nucleotides long. NCBI's taxonomy places the organism in Eukaryota, Ciliophora, Oligohymenophorea, Peniculida, Parameciidae. The record is from the annotation of a GenBank genome assembly.
AUGUCCUUUCGCAAUCGAUAGAAAUAGAAACAUGGAUCUGGAAUGAUGAAAGAAGAUUUAGAUCUCAAAGAUAUCAAUGAACCAGAAGAACUGGGUCUAGAUCAAAAGAUGGAUUGGUUAUCCAGCAAACAAAAAUACCACUUUAAACGAGAGAUUUCUUACAAAAGACAGCAUAUUCUGAAUCUUAUCACUGAACAACAAGCAUCAAACACUAAACCUGCUCAACCAUCACAAUAGUAAUCCACCAUUUCCAAUAACACCUCCUCAUUAUAGGAUGCCAUUCCAAAAAUACAAUUAGAUUAAGGAGACACCAAAAAUGAGCACCUAUAUGCGCAAUCCAAGUUCUCUUAAUUGAACAAGGAAGCUCUUUCCCCUUCUGUACCCAAUAGAUUCACCUCGAAAAAAAGAUCUUAGUUUUCAUAUUAUUCCAAUGAUUCCUACAAUUCUAAUCUAGAAUUGCAUCUUGGCCAAAAACAAGAGUCGAACAAUCACCUCUCAGAAACCAGAAAGGAAAGGUCAAAAUUAGUGAGCAAUACUAUGAAUCAAUAUAAUCAGCAAUAUUUAUUAAGAUAAUCGAGAAACUAAAUCAUUAAUAAGGUUAAAAGAAACAAUCCUCAGUCCUCCUUGCUACAACUUGAACUAUCAGACAAAUCAAAUUCACAAAGCUCAAUCAGCACUCCAAAAAGCAUACUGAAAAAUCCAUCAUCUCUCAAUUCAAGUAGACUCAGUUUUUGCAGUUUGCAACUAGGCAGUUAACUAAAUACGCAAUCCCCCUCCAAAAAACGCAAAGUUAAGUUCUGCUUGACCAAACAAUAGGCAAGAAGAGAAAAUAUUCCAUGUUGA